AUGGAAUCGCCAAACCUCACCCCGCAGUGGCAGUUCUGGCAAACACAACCGUACCAGCAAUCGCCUUCACCGCCAGCGCAAUCACCUCAUGGCUACCCACAAUCUCACGGCCCCGAGUACACACAGUACAUGCUGGCGGCAGGAUCUUACGUUCAACCGCACUACAGCAACACAUCUGGUAUACACAUGAUCGCUGAAUUACCGGCACCACUACCGCCAUCACCAUCUACAACGACCCCAGAGGAGCAGUUGAAGCAAGAUGAACUACUUGCGCGCAAGAUGCAUCAAAUGGAACUUGAAGAAGCCAGGAGAAAAUCAGAAAGUGCGGUUGGUCAGCAUCAACGCCCCGUGAGCAUGAUGCCACAAGCCUCGCAACAAUUGUCACCACCGCUUUUACACCAUCACCAAUCUGCGCAAACCCUCCGGCCUCAUUCAAGAAGCUUCUCCUCAAUUCCCAACCAGCGGCCAGUCAGCAUGGUACCACCAAAUACCCAGCAACUUGCGCCGUUGCCUCUUGCACACCAUCGCUCAGCGCAGUCACUACGACCUCACUCUCAAAGCGUAGGAGCAGCGACCGAGCCGUGGAGUCCUGAAUCGUUCGCUUCACAACCUAAGCCGCCUCCUAUACCACAGCCUACUCCUCAAAUUGACCUAAGUCGCUACAGCACAUUGCCCGAGGUAGUAGUGGAGUCACACCCAGUAUCUUACUACGAACCAAAGCCUCAAUCUGAGAGCUUCCCAAUUCCCGUCCUGCCAGCCCCACAACAACCAGCCAGACGUCCAUCCGUCGCGCUCGAUCCAUCAUCCUUACCUGCAUACCUCGAGCAAUACCGCCAAGCACCCUACCCACCCCAAUGGACCCCACCACCAUCCCUCUCCACCUUCUACGCCCACCGAGACCCCAAACCCUCCUCCAGCACAACCUGGCUCGAUACCCCCUCAACCUGUUCCUGGAAAACAGUCCGACACUCCGAUCCCUCGGCCUCCACCACCCCAGCAGCCUACACCUUCAAAUUCAAAGUAAUAAACGGCACAUUCCGCGCCCCGAAGUUCUCCUGGACAAUGACGUACACUGCUUCAGCCUCCCUUUCACCCAGCACCACGAAGAAACCCCCCAAAGACACGUGGGCCUACGAACUCAAACUCGACCCGCGCUCCAACCUCCGCAAAUCAGAAACCCUCAUCCAUGAGAACACGGCUGAAAGACCAAUCUUAACAACAUACGUUCAUGCGCUAAACUACGAUUCCUUACGCUUUAUCGGACCCGACGGGCCUGUACCUCCUGCUUUUAUCGGUGAGAUCGACGUUAGCAAGGCGAUCAUGUUGGAGAAUGACGUGCAUGUCCGAGACCGGUGA
This is a messenger RNA of Pyrenophora tritici-repentis Pt-1C-BFP, 1356 nucleotides long. RefSeq names its product DUF1421 multi-domain protein. The record is from RefSeq and is a predicted model, not a curated record. NCBI's taxonomy places the organism in Eukaryota, Fungi, Ascomycota, Dothideomycetes, Pleosporales, Pleosporaceae.